CCAGGCCAAGGAGAUCUCUCCCACGCCCCACUCCCCCCUCCCCUGAGUCGCGUGAGCUGGGAGCCCCCUUACCUCUUUCCCUCCCGCCCCACGCGCGACGUGGGAAUGGCUCCGCGGCCUGACGCGAACAGCUCUCUGGCCUCGUGGCCAGAUGCCCCCACCCUGGCGCCCAAUUCUGCCAACACGAGUGGGCUGUCAGGGGUGCCGUGGGCAGCGGCGUUGGCGGGGGCGCUGUUGGCGCUGGCGGUGCUGGCCACCGUGGGAGGCAACCUGUUGGUCAUCGUGGCCAUCGCCCGGACGCCGAGGCUCCAGACCAUAACCAACGUGUUCGUGACUUCUCUGGCCGCAGCCGACCUGGUCGUGGGACUCCUGGUAGUACCGCCGGGGGCCACCUUGGCGCUGACCGGCCACUGGCCCCUGGGCGCCACCGGUUGCGAGCUGUGGACCUCGGUGGACGUGCUGUGCGUGACCGCCAGCAUCGAAACCCUGUGCGCCCUGGCGGUGGACAGAUACCUGGCCGUGACCAACCCGCUGCGCUACAGCGCGCUGGUCACCAAACGCCGCGCCCGCGCCGCCGUGGUGUUCGUGUGGGUCGUGUCCGCGGCGGUGUCCUUUGCGCCCAUCAUGAGCAAAUGGUGGCGCGUGGGGGCCGACGCCGAGGCGCAGCGUUGCCACUCCAACCCGCGCUGCUGCGCCUUCGCCGCCAACAUGACCUACACGCUGCUUUCCUCCUCCGUCUCCUUCUACCUUCCGUUGCUGGUGAUGCUCUUCGUCUACGCACGAGUUUUCGUCGUGGCGACGCGCCAGCUGCACUUGCUGCGUCGGGAGCUGGGACGCUUCCCCCCGGAACACCGGGCCCUGCGCACCUUGGGUCUCAUCAUGGGUACCUUCACUCUUUGCUGGUUGCCCUUCUUUGUGGCCAACGUGGUGCGCGCCCUUGGGGGCCCCUCCCUGGUUCCCGACCAGGCUUUCCUGGCCCUUAACUGGCUGGGCUAUGCCAACUCUGCCUUCAACCCGCUCAUCUACUGCCGCAGCCCCGACUUUCGCUGCGUCUUCCGCCGCUUGCUGCGCCGCGGCCCGCGGGAGGAGCGCCACGCUGCCGGCGCCCCUUCCUGGACCCCUGCGGCCCCGGCCCGCCCUUCCGAGUCCCGGCAGUGCCCUCCGCUCAACGAGACAUGCAUCUUUGAAUUUGGGGCCUAUCCUAAUCCAGAUGAUCUCGUCGCAAGAUCCUUAUCUUAGGUUAUAUCUUCAAAGACCCUUAUUCCAAACAAGGUCCAGGUGGACACAUUUUGGGGAGGACAUUAUUCAACCCACUUCAGCGAGAGACACUUAUGAAUUCCUUAAUUAAGAGUUCUUGUCUCAUUAGAUUAUCAUCCACACCAGUCACCCCUCAUGGAAGGACUAUUCUCUUGGACUGUGUAGUAGGCAGAAUUCUGAGAUGACCCCCAGUAAACCAUGUCCUUAGAUAAUCCCCUACCCUUGAAUGUGGGUGGAACCUGUAAUUUGAUUCCAACACACACGAUAUAGCAAAGGUGAUGGGAUGCUACUUCUGUGAUUAUGUUAUAUGGCCGAGGCAAAGGAAUUUCUAAGAUGUAAUUAAGGUCCCUAUCAGUUGACUUAAAUUAAUAAAAAGGGAGAUAAUGCUGGGGGAACCAGGCCUAAUGAGGUGCUCCCUUUAAAAGAAGGUCAGAGGUAUGAGACAGAAGAAGUCAGAGGGACAAUCCUGCUGCGCUUCAGGAAGCUAGCCACCAUGAGUUCUACAACUGCAAGGAGUGGACUCUGCCAACAACCGUGUGAGUGGAAAGAGGACUCUGAACCUCAAAUGGGACUGUGGCCCUGGCUGAUGUCUCCAUUUCAUCCUGGUGAGAGCCUGAAUAGAAGACCCAGCUAACCCACACCCAGACCCCUAACACAUGAAAAUUGUGAGAUAAUAAAUGUGUAUUGUUCUAAGCUGCUAAAUUUGUGGUAAUUUGUUACACGGCAGUAGAAAAUGAAUAUAGACUCACUGCACAAUUCUGCCUAAGGUUAUUGUUUAUAACAGCCCUUCUC
Molecule: messenger RNA, 2049 nt
Organism: Myotis brandtii (Brandt's bat)
Lineage: Eukaryota; Metazoa; Chordata; Mammalia; Chiroptera; Vespertilionidae
Gene: ADRB3
Product: adrenoceptor beta 3
Exons: 3
Coding region: 106-1239 (377 amino acids)
Biological process (GO): adenylate cyclase-activating adrenergic receptor signaling pathway; norepinephrine-epinephrine-mediated vasodilation involved in regulation of systemic arterial blood pressure
Cellular component (GO): membrane
Molecular function (GO): epinephrine binding; norepinephrine binding; beta3-adrenergic receptor activity
Source: RefSeq, a predicted model, not a curated record